Pelobates cultripes (western spadefoot toad) is the source of this 1083-nucleotide messenger RNA. The record is from the annotation of a GenBank genome assembly. NCBI's taxonomy places the organism in Eukaryota, Metazoa, Chordata, Amphibia, Anura, Pelobatidae.
AUGGUGCGAACUAAGAAGCUCCUACCCUCGGGAGCAGCGGCAGCAAGCUCCCCUCACCGGAAUACCGGUCCCAUGGACGAUUUUCUCUCUACUCCGUCCGACCUCUGCGGCACCCGCCAUGUGGACAAGAUGGCGCCCGGGUCCCCGGACUCGGAGAUGACGGGGGACUCUCAGUCGGAACCCCCCCAAACAGGGGACCUGUCUCAAAUUAGAAUGGAGCUUACACAGAUCUCCAGGAGGAUGCUCACCAAGGCUGAUACAGGCCCCAUUGUGCAGGAACUCAGAGCAGCACUGAGGGAAGAGCUGGCAGGCCUGCGCACAGAUCUGUCCACCCUGGAGCAGAGAGUGGAUGAAAUGGAGUCGGUGGCGAGGGGCUGUGAUGACCAGCACAGAGCAACAGAAGUGGCAGUCACUAGGCAAGGUAACAUGCUCCUUACCCUCCGGAGACAAGUGGAGGAUUUGGAGAAUAGAAGCAGACUCAAUAAUAUCCGUGUCCGCGGCCUGCCUGAAAGGGCAGACAAGCUGCUCCCAGACACCCUGUCAGCGCUGUUUACACAGCUCCUCGGAGCUGCACUGACCACUACGCUCAUCAUAGACCGCGCUCACAGAGCCCUGGGGCCUGCGAGACAGGAUGGCAGCCCCAGAGACGUAGUCUGCUGCAUCACCGCCCCAGGCCUACGAGAUAGAAUUAUGGCAACAGCCAGGGGCCUCCCAUCCAUACAGUUUCGAGGAACGGCGGUUUCAUUGUACCAGGAUCUCUCUAGCCUGACCCUAGAUGCGAGGCGGGCAUUGAGGCCGGUCACCAGUGCCCUGAGAGACAAGGGGAUUCCUUAUCGCUGGGGUUUCCCGUUCAGUAUUCAGGCUAAACAUGGGAAUACCUGGAUUACGGCCCGCUGGCCUGAAGACGUCCCAAGGUUCCAGAGGGCCCUGGGUCUAGCACCAUCGAGAAUACGAAAUUGGAUUUUGGACGAAGCGGCUGCUUCAAGAAGAGACCCACUGAUGCCGCCGCUGGAGGCCGAUGCAGCUACAGGUAGACAGCCCGAGCCGCUCAGGAGAGGUGGGCCGGACGGCCCAGAAGAAUAG